Daucus carota subsp. sativus is the source of this 2129-nucleotide messenger RNA. Its product is annotated as rhodanese-like domain-containing protein 6. NCBI's taxonomy places the organism in Eukaryota, Viridiplantae, Streptophyta, Magnoliopsida, Apiales, Apiaceae. The transcript has 9 exons. The coding region runs from base 145 to 1953 and encodes 602 amino acids. The record is from RefSeq and is a predicted model, not a curated record.
ACGAGAACCUAAUACGAAGGUCGUUGAUUCUGCAAACUGUGACAAUUGACAUGGAGGCCCUUCUCUCUUUUUUGGACGGCUUAGACCCAGAAGUGUGAUAAUAAGUGGCUUUUCUCGGGGUUGCAAGUUGAAAAAAAAGGGUUUAUGGCGGAUAACAAGUCUACCCCUGACCACUACGGCGUAUUGUUGUACUACAAGUACACUCUUAUUCCAGACGUAAACGAGCUCUUCAAUCUCUAUAACACCAAUUGCAACUCUCUCUCGCUCCUCGGUCGUGUUCGUCUCUCUCCUAAUGGCGUCAAUGUCACUAUUGGUGGAAAACUUGCAUCUUUGGAGAAACACAUAGCUACAAUGAAGUCUAAUCCUUUAUUUGAAGGGACGGAUUUCAAGCUGGCUACUUGCCAUCAGCCUUCAAUGGACAAAGUUGCAGAGGAGUGUGGGUUCACUUCUCUCUCCAUCCGAAUUGUCAAGGAGUUGGUAACAUUCGGUUCUCAUCCUCUGUCCAAACCACCAGAAAUUUCAAAUGUUGGUCAGCAUCUUUCUGCAGCUGAGUUCCAUUCUAUGCUACAGAAUGGAGGGAAUCUUGUAGAAGAAAAUAAUCCACAAAAACUUAUUCUGCUGGAUGCUAGGAAUUUAUAUGAGACGAGAAUUGGGAAGUUUUACACUCCAACUGUAGAAACUUUGGAUCCAGCAAUCCGGCAAUAUAGUGAUCUUCCUUCCUGGAUUGAUAAUAACUCAGAGAAGUUGAAAGGAAAAUGUGUCCUAAUGUAUUGUACUGGUGGAAUUAGGUGCGAAAUGGCCUCAGCCUAUGUUCGGUCAAAAGGUCCAGGAUUUGAGAAUGUCUUCCAGUUAUAUGGCGGAAUUCAGCGUUACCUAGAGCAAUAUCCUGAUGGUGGCUUUUUUAAAGGAAAAAAUUUUGUUUUUGACCACAGGGUUUCUGUUGGCAGUUUAGAUACAAAUAUCUUGGGUUCCUGCCUCCUCUGUAAAACAGCAUAUGAUGAUUAUUCUUCUCGCAGUCGAUGCAGUUACUGCAGAAUGCUUGUGUUAGUUUGUGACAACUGUCGGGAAAGAGUUUAUGAAUAUGUUUGUGAACUGUGUCAUGAUAAUGGCAAGCGUGUUCCAUUGCUUCUAUCAGUUGAAAAUGAAGAGUUACAUGAAACAACAAUAUCCCCUGAUCUAGAAGUUUGUGUUACAAUGAAUGCCAGUCAGAAAAAUGGUGCAACAUCAAGAAAACUGAGAAUUUUGUGCUUACAUGGGUUCCGGCAGAAUGCUUCUGGUUUCAAAGGAAGAUUGGCAUCACUAGCCAAGAAACUCAAAAACAUCGCCGAGCUUGUUUUUAUCAAUGGGCCUCAUGAGCUGCCAUUCAUCUACCAGCCCAGAGAUGAAAAUCUUAAUCAUAUAUCAGUCUGUGCAGAGCAAAGUUCACAGCCACCAAAAAGUUGCAGUAAGAAGUUUGCAUGGUUGGUUGAUCCUAAUAUCAGUUGGAAAGGCGAUGCUGACUGGAAAGUAGCAGAUGGUCCAUUUGAUUCUUUGCAGUACCAGCAGCAAACUCAAGGGUUCGAUGAAUCACUUGGAUACUUGAAGAAAGUGUAUUUACAGGAAGGGCCGUUUGAUGGGAUCUUGGGAUUUUCACAAGGAGCAGCCAUGGCUGCUUCAGUUUGUGGACUACAACAAAAGCUAAAGGGAGAAAUUGAAUUUAGAUUUGUGAUAUUGUGUUCUGGAUUUGCUGUUAAUAUGGGGUAUGAGAAAGGAUCAAUAAAUUGCCCUUCACUCCAUGUUUUUGGCAAUGAAAAGGGUGACGACAGGCAGAUUACCAGUCAAACGAGCAGAGACUUGGAAUCCUUAUUUGAAGAAGGUUCUCGGGUGACUAUUGAACAUGAAUUUGGACACAUAAUACCUACUCGGUCUCCAUACAUUGAUCAGAUAAAAAGUUUUCUCCAUCGUUUUCUUUAGUUUGGUGUUCUCGAGUAUUGACAGAAUUAGAAGUACAAUGACACCAAAAGCCUUGAGGUUCUCAAGGUGUUGCAACCUGAUCAGAGGCUCAUGCACAUGUUAACCCUGUUUACCUUGCAACUAAGACGUUGAUUUCUUUUCACCUCUCAAUCCAGAUUUUCUCCGAUUUUAUUUAA